CCCCCCCCCCCCCCCCCCCCGUGGCUACGCCACUGCCCAAAGGCUCAAACUUUUUGUUUCGUCAGAAUGCACCAACUUGUUUUUGAGCGCAUAGAACGGGGUAUAUCAAAAGCAAAAGCAAAAGUUCGCGAUGGUUUUUUACAUGGUGCUUUGAUAUAAAAAUGUGGAUCGUCAGUUAUAUACUGCCGGUCUCUUAGGUGUUGAAAGUAAGUCUUCUGAAAUCUGUUGACACCAUCAUGAAACAUAAGUAGUAGCAGCAGAGUUCUAGUAUAAACUCAUUGUGGCCAUGACAUCUAUAGGGCGGGUGGAAGGCAUGAAUGGGCACGCGGAAACAAGUGGGUUUUGAUAUUAAACAGAUGGCCCCAACGUGUUGGGACAUGCAGCCGACUCAUCCUCAAGGUCACCAAAUUUCUCGGAAAACAUGAUUUACAACCAUGGGAGUAUGCGGAAACAAGCGAGCUUUGAUAUAGAACAGAUGGCCCCAAUGUGUUGGGACAUGCAGCGUGGUUGAUGAUUUAGAAGCCGCGGGAGAGCCUCAGGGGGGAACAGUCUGCUUCGAGCCACAACUCGCUUCAAAAUGCCUAGGUGUGUAUUCUGGUUGUUUGACCCUCACGAUAUCGAGGAUGAAGAGCUGUCGGAAGACGAUUCUCGGGACGGCGCACCUCCUACACUGUCUGCUCAUGUGAUGCGAUCGCACCCCAACGUGGAUAUAUCCUUCCUGCCCUACUUCCAGAUCGACAGCGCAUUUAGAGGCCAUAGUGUCAAGAGCAAGGGUGUGCAUGCUUCCCCCACGGAAUAAGGCGUCCAGGCUUGCAGAGCUGCUGUGCCUGCUCCUUGUAUCUUCAACAGCCUGCAACGCUCAAGGCGAGUACGCAGUGCUCUUCACAGGGGAGGAGGGAGAGCGGCACAAGAUUUGUGCCAUGUAUUAUCCGCUUUUCAAGGAAUUGCCACCGUUCCCCAGCACUCUGGGCAACGUGCAAUUGGUCAAUCUCCUGGCGCAAGACGGCUGCAACAAGAUGCAUUUUCUAAAGAUGAAGGGAAAAUUGGUAAUGGUCACCAGAAGAAGCACGUGUACCUUUGAUCGUGUCAUACAGAACGUCAAGUUCAUCGAUCCCCUUGGAAUCCUUAUUUCAACUGGUUACUCCGCCGUUGCUCAUGAAACGUUCGAGAACAAAACGAAGGAGAAUUCCAACAUAAUCGUAGCCUUCGUCCUAAGUUCCACAGUUCGGCGCAUACUGUCAGCAGGAAAGCCGCACGAGCCACUGCUGGUGAGCAUGUACACCGAAAAAGCAGGACUUGUGGACGUCAGCGUUAUUUUAACGUGGUGCCUCGCUGUGUUCACUGUGGCUGCGGGCGCCUAUUGGUCGGGCAUCGUAAAAUACAGAUUGCAUCAACAAGAAGAGGCAAGAAGGAAGCGAACUGUAAAGGAGAUUUACAAACGGGCGAAACAGGACCUGUCAUAUGUGUCUGGAUUGAGUGGAAGCUCGGUCAACGUUACCGUAUCCAUAGUUUUUGUGUUUGUGCUUCUCAUGGUGAUUGUGAUUAUGGUGCUCUACUUCUUCAUCUCGUACCUGAUGUACCUAAUGUUCGCAGCGUUCUUCAUUGGGUCAUUUAUGUCCAUUAUGGCUAUAGUAGAACCAAUAAUAUAUCGCAUUCCCAUCGGCACUGCAAGGCUUCCAAGGUCACUCUGCUGCUGCUUCUACAAGGAAAUAGAAGUUCGACAGGCGUUUGUGAUCGCGGUUGCCUUAUUUGUUCCUGGAUUCUGGGUUGUUUACCGGCAUCACCCCGACGCAUGGAUAUUGCAAAACAUUCUUGGCGCCAUGUUCUGCAUCAACAUCAUGAAGCUGUUACGUAUGCCCAACCUUAAGGUUAUCACAGCCUUCUAUGUGUUGCUCUUCUGCUAUGACUUUUUCUUCGUCUUUAUUACACCUUACCUAACUAAGAAGGGAGACAGCGUGAUGGUUCAGGUGGCUUCGGGAGGGAGUCACCCAGAAGAGAAGCCCCCCGUGACAGUGAAGAUUCCUUUUAUGAGUACAGGCGCUCUGUCUGUGUGCCUGCGAGGAGCUUCCUUCCUGGGCUUUGGUGAUAUUCUUGUCCCUGGCAUUCUGGUUUCCUAUUGCCACGGAUUUGACCGCUUGUUUGCGGGUGGGUACUACUACUACUUCGUAGCUACCAUGGGCUAUGGCAUCGGUUUGGUGACGGCUUUCGUGGCCCUUGAAUUAAUGGCAACGGCUCAGCCUGCCCUCAUCUACCUCAUACCAGCGACACUGAUUCCUACCUUCUGCCAGGCAUGGUACAGAGGACAUUUGCGAGAGUUAUGGCACGGAGUUCCGAUCUCGUCACCAACGAGCAGCGAGAGCGAAGCUGAUUCUGACAAUGUCGAGCCAAACAGAAGUCCACAAGACUCCUCCAGGAAGGGAUCACCGAGGGAGGAGGCUCUACCGAGAUCUCGCAGCAACUCUCCGGCAACUUCUUUUCCAAUAUCCAAUUCACCAUCGCGACGCACAUCUGCGCAGGCAUUCUGUGCCCUUGGCCCCGACUUCGUCGUUGAAGAGUCUCGUAGUACGAAGCGAAACACGCCCAGGAGACACUUGUCAGUAGGGCAAGGAGACGACUGUGCAGCGAAAAGGAAGCCUCCGCAACGGAAGCUUCAAAGACUAUCGGGUUACUAUGAUAACAAUCAGAAACCAGAAGGAAUGACUACGUUCUAAAACGGGUCGACCCGAAAUACUGAUGGAUGAUGAAUUAAAAACUUGGGAGCAGUA
This is a messenger RNA of Ornithodoros turicata, 2765 nucleotides long. Its product is annotated as signal peptide peptidase-like 2A. Gene Ontology annotation, biological process: membrane protein proteolysis. The record is from RefSeq and is a predicted model, not a curated record. Gene Ontology annotation, molecular function: aspartic endopeptidase activity, intramembrane cleaving. Lineage: Eukaryota; Metazoa; Arthropoda; Arachnida; Ixodida; Argasidae. The coding region runs from base 780 to 2711 and encodes 643 amino acids. Gene Ontology annotation, cellular component: lumenal side of endoplasmic reticulum membrane; Golgi-associated vesicle membrane; cytoplasmic side of endoplasmic reticulum membrane. The transcript has 15 exons.